Messenger RNA from Histoplasma mississippiense, 1098 nucleotides. RefSeq lists its product with no specific name. The transcript has 2 exons. NCBI's taxonomy places the organism in Eukaryota, Fungi, Ascomycota, Eurotiomycetes, Onygenales, Ajellomycetaceae. Bases 1 to 1098 code for a protein of 365 amino acids. The record is from RefSeq and is a predicted model, not a curated record.
AUGGCUAGCCAAUUGAAUAAUCUCACUCUGGACCCAGCUACAUUGGGCACGAUGCGAGAAGCACUCUACCGUGCCCCGCUUUCUAAAACCAAUGAGAUUUUCCCCGCCGUCCGAACAAGUUACGAAGGAUGGACUCUAUGCCGAGCGCGUCCAGACACCUCAGAGGUGAUAUCGACCUGGGAUGAAGUUACUCGAGAAAGGAUGCCUCUCCCUCAAAACGAAUUGGCCAAGAUGGUAUUGAAACGUAAAGGCAAAAGCGUGGCUGAUAAGUACGACCGUUUGGGGAGCGGGAAGCGGAAACAAAUUGACGCAUUGAUCCAGGACCGGAAAAAGUGCGAUGGGGAUAAUCGAUUUGAAUGGAGUUGUGCUCACAUUCAAGCCGAGAUAAAAGUUGUCAAUCGUCGCAACUUCACCACAGAAUAUGUUACGUCAUCUCUCAAGUUAAUCCUUAUGAGACAACUAAAGCGAAGAAUCAGAAUGAAGAACAAAGAUUUUCACCACCCGAAGCGCGUGGUCAACCACUGCACCAUGCUAAAUUUGAACAGCCAGAUUAUCAGCACCCUGGCAGGAUGGGUGCUGCUGUCCAGCGCCAGAAUGCGACCCCUAUCCACACCAACCUGCCAAUGGGUACGGGGACUCCCUAUGGAGAGCAACACGGUACGCCUCAGCGGGAAGAGCCGCCGCGAAUGCAACCUCAUCCUCAACAUGUGCAACAUGCACAAUUUGCUCACCUCGCUCCACCAGCUCACCACGCUCCACCAGCUCACCACGCUCCACCAGCUCACCACGCUCCACCAGCUCACCACGCUCCACCACCUCACCACCCUCCACCACCUCACCACGCUCCACCAGCUCACCACGCUCCACCACCUCACCACGCUCCACCAGCUCACCCUGUCCAGCAUCCCCAAGUCCACCACCACUCCCAACCAGGUCAACCAAAUCAACCCCAUCAGCACGGCCAGCACGGCCCACAUGGUCAGGAGGGUCAACACGGCCCAAGAGGUCACGCUCAACCUGUCCAGCAUACCCAACACGGCCUACAUAGCCACCAUGGCCAAGGCAGUCAACGGCCAUCACCCAUUGAUGUUCAAAUAA